Raphanus sativus (radish) is the source of this 586-nucleotide messenger RNA. RefSeq names its product histone H4. Lineage: Eukaryota; Viridiplantae; Streptophyta; Magnoliopsida; Brassicales; Brassicaceae. The transcript has a single exon. Gene Ontology annotation, molecular function: DNA binding; protein heterodimerization activity; structural constituent of chromatin. The coding region runs from base 75 to 386 and encodes 103 amino acids. Gene Ontology annotation, biological process: nucleosome assembly. The record is from RefSeq and is a predicted model, not a curated record. Gene Ontology annotation, cellular component: nucleosome.
AACAUUUCCAAUCUCAUUUGCAAUCCUCUCCGUCGCAUAGCUCUUAUUCUAAAGGUAUCGAAAGUUGUGAAGAGAUGUCAGGAAGAGGAAAGGGAGGAAAGGGAUUGGGAAAGGGAGGAGCCAAGAGGCACAGGAAGGUGCUGAGAGACAACAUCCAAGGUAUCACCAAGCCUGCCAUCCGUCGUCUUGCUCGUCGAGGUGGCGUCAAGCGUAUUAGCGGUCUGAUCUACGAGGAGACAAGAGGAGUCCUCAAGAUCUUCCUCGAGAAUGUCAUCCGCGAUGCCGUCACCUACACCGAGCACGCUAGGAGGAAGACCGUCACAGCCAUGGAUGUUGUCUAUGCUUUGAAGAGGCAAGGUCGCACUCUCUACGGUUUCGGCGGUUAAAUUAAAUCGACGGAUUUGGGAAUUAGGGUUUAGAAAUUUGGAUUAAUUUCGCUGGCGUUGUGAGUUUGAUUAGUAAAAGUAAAUCUAGGAGUUUGUUUUUGUUGUUGUUCUGUCUCUCGUCCUUAAAUCAAUGUGGUCUUAUUGUAGCUGAGAAAAAUCUUAAAAGGAAGUUGGAUUGAAUUAAUAUGAUUUCUCUGUAA